Papilio xuthus (Asian swallowtail) is the source of this 339-nucleotide messenger RNA. RefSeq lists its product as uncharacterized. The transcript is spliced from 2 exons. Bases 12 to 242 code for a protein of 76 amino acids. The record is from RefSeq and is a predicted model, not a curated record. NCBI's taxonomy places the organism in Eukaryota, Metazoa, Arthropoda, Insecta, Lepidoptera, Papilionidae.
UAGUACAAACGAUGAAGGGACGUGUAAUUUUUUUCGUUGUUUUAAUUGGUUUGGCUUUUGUCGCCACAGCAUCACUAGAUGAAUCCAGACAAUCAUCAUUAGAAACUAGACUAAAACGGGAAACGAUUAUGGUGAAAUCUCCGAAGGGCUGCGUUUUCUACGAAUGCAUUGCUCGCUGCAGACAGCGCGGCUACCUGUCCGGUGGCUACUGCACCAUCAAUGGAUGUCAAUGUUUAGGAUAAAUACAUUUAGUAUGAAAACCAUGAAUUCCUGGUUGUUGUGUUCAUAAUUGUACAUUGAUCUGUGUUGUUUAUUAAUAAAAUAUUUAUGAAACUGAUU